AUGUUCUGGAGCCGGAUUGCCGGCGUCGGCGGGCGGUGGCUCCCUUCCGCAGUGGUCCGCCAUCACCUCUCCGUCGCCGGUGCGCCGCCGGCCCGAUGCUAUGGCCUGAUUCCCAUGGUGAUCGAGCACACCUCCCGGGGAGAGCGCGCCUACGACAUCUUCUCCCGCCUCCUCAAGGAACGAAUCGUCUGCAUCAAUGGCCCCAUCUCCGACGACACCGCCGCCGUGGUGGUGGCGCAGCUCCUCUUCCUGGAGUCCGAGAACCCUUCUAAGCCGGUCCACGUCUACAUCAACUCCCCCGGCGGCGUCGUCACCGCCGGCCUCGCAAUAUACGACACCAUCCAGUACAUCCGAUCGCCGGUGACUACGCUCUGCAUCGGCCAGGCAGCUUCCAUGGGGUCCCUGCUCCUCACCGCCGGGGCCCCCGGCGAGCGCCGCGCGCUGCCGAACUCCCGAGUGAUGAUCCACCAGCCGUCCGGCGGAGCCAGCGGGCAGGCGAGCGACAUCGCGAUCCACGCCAAGGAGAUUCUCAAGGUCAGGGAGAGGCUCAACUCGAUCUACGCCAAGCACACGGGGCAGGAGAUCGAGCGGAUCGAGCAGUCCAUGGAGCGAGACAUGUUCAUGUCGCCGGAUGAGGCCAAGGAGUUCGGACUCAUCGACGAGGUCAUCGAGCACCGCCCCAUAGCAUUGGUCUCGGAUGCCGUAGAACGCAGUGAGGCCACCUCCUCCGGCGGAAACGGAGGGAUCGGGAAGAGCGCGAACGAAGAAAAAGACGAGACACCGGCAUAA
Molecule: messenger RNA, 789 nt
Organism: Spirodela intermedia
Lineage: Eukaryota; Viridiplantae; Streptophyta; Magnoliopsida; Alismatales; Araceae
Source: the annotation of a GenBank genome assembly